Molecule: messenger RNA, 1384 nt
Organism: Chilo suppressalis (striped riceborer)
Lineage: Eukaryota; Metazoa; Arthropoda; Insecta; Lepidoptera; Crambidae
Source: the annotation of a GenBank genome assembly
AUGUUGAGCUGCCUGGUGCGCACGAAGUCCACCAUGGAGUCGACGAGGGCGUCCAUGCUGCCAGCGUACCGCCUGUACGCGGCCUUCUGUCGGGAGACCACGCUACACGGCGUCAAACAUACUGUCGAGCCAAGGGUCCACUACUGCGAAAGAAUCCUUUGGUUCGCUUUGACACUGAGCGCGUUCUUCGGUGCAGUUUAUUGCGGCAUCAGCCAAUGGUCCAGAUAUAACUCAGACCCCGUGGUGGUGGCGAUGCAGCGCGACUACCGGCGAUGGUGGAGCGCCUUCCCCGCCAUCACGGCAUGCUUUAUGGACCGCAUCGACCCAGAGAGGGCCAGGGGCGUUAUCGAGAACAACUGGAAUGUCACUGAAGAAUCCGACCCUGAGAGAUACGACUACUACCAGGGUUUCCUGGACCUGAUCACGGACGUGUCCUUCCGCACCAACCUGCAGAACUUCUGGAAGUACCAAAACGAUGAGUCGGUGAGGGGCAUUGACCUGAUGGAGCUGGCAAUGAGCGUUCAUCCUAUGAACAUGCUUAAAGUUGUAGUUUCCAGCGCUAAUGGUGAGAAUAUGUACUGGACUCCCGUGAUGACCGAGGUGGGGAUUUGUCUUGCGUUCAACUCGCUGUACGCCAAAUAUCAGUACAUCGAGGAGGAUGAUUUGUGGAAGUCGCCACACUUACAGCAAUUCCACUAUCUCAGCGGGCAGUGCUACAUCAGAGUCAUAUCGCUGAGUAAAUCAGUUAGGUACUUCAUCCACUCUCCGUACGAGAUACCGACUGCGAUUUCAAACCCUACCGGAGAAGUGUCACCAGGCGAUGAACUCGUCAUAGACUUCAAGGAGGUGGAAAUUCUAGCGUCCGAGGCCCUACGACAACUAAGACCAGAUCAGCGACGCUGCCGCUAUUCAGACGAAUGGAUCAGCAAUUCAAUCCGGGCUUACAGUUUCGGUCUGUGUCAAAUGCACUGCCGCAACCGGAUGGCACUGAUGUUCUGCGGCUGCCGGCCCUACUUCUACGCCAAAGGAGGGGGGGGGGGGGCAUGCCCCCCCCUGGGCUGGGUCCAUCUGUACCCACUUCACAAUCUGUACUUCCAAUCUGUACCCACACUGGAUCCGCCCUUGCUCGAGCCUCUCCCUGCUUUGGAAGGCACGUUAAGCCGUUUGAUCCCGGCUGCAUCAGCAGUUGUAAUCACCCAUCAAUCAACACUGAACCCGCGUGGUGCGGCAUGCUUGACCCUAUACAAAUUGUGCAAAAGCACCUUUAAAGUGGCUAAAGUGUCAGCUUGGCUACUGUAUCAAGUGAUCCAUUGCCAGAGCCGAUUUUAGAGGUGUUGAGGCUCUGGAGCAACGAAGGAGUUGAAUUUGGGCGUGUUAGAUUUUA